ACAUAUUUCCAAGUAUUUACGUCUUCUAAGAUUGUAAUAUUUGGCACCCGUGCUUACGACUUACGAGUCUAGUGGAGUUGUUGGGCUUAGUAUAGUUGUUUCAGUGUGCAAUUUAAUUUCACUGUAUGAACAUUAUACUUAAAGCAAUAAUGAAAAUAGGAAAUUUUCUACUUAUAUGAAAUAUUAAUUUGAAAAAGGUUAAUAACAUAUUUAUAAAUUGUGCCACUUGAACUUUUGCGUCUAAAAACUUAACAGUUUGUGGAAGCCUUUGCUAAUGCUCCUAUUUACAACAUUAUUGAAAAAACAAAAUAAAGUUAAAAUAUGGAGUGGGUUCAUCGUAGUCCACAGAUCCAUAGUACUUUCAGCAAUCUCGGAUUUACAAACGGAGAUGGAUAUCACAUAAAUGAAAAUUACAAUGCCGUUUUGGAAUCUAUUCUGCAGAAUAUUUUAACGGAAGACAAACAACUUCGUUCAUAUCGCAGAAGCAUAAAUUUCGGUCAAAACAUUAAGAAGGAUCUUAUCCCACUCUUAAUAAACACCAAAGAUGAUAAGACCAUAGUUUUGGUGAUAAAAAUAUUGGUUAAUCUAACGAUUCCAGUAGAAUGUCUGCUGUCUUUAGAUUCAGUUGGCAGAACGGAUGUAGGCAGACAUACUAUUUUUGAAAUUAAUAAUUUGCUUACUUCCACCAAGGCAGCAAUUACAGACCAUAGGGUAACGAAAGUUGUAAUCGAUUUCUUAAAGAAGAACGCCGAAAUAGACCAGAGUUCAAAGCUCAGUAGUGACGAAUGCACUAAUAUCAGCAACGGUCUGCUCUUACUACGCAACAUUCUACACAUACCAGAGGAGAUCAAUAACCCAUCUUACAAUCCUCGUACCGUUCAAAAUCAGAUACUAUGGAAUUUGUUCAGCCAAAGUAUCGACAAGGUCCUUAUAAAAUUGAUGAACAUCACGGACGCGAUCAACUGGGGUGUGACGAUGGUGCAGAUAAUUGCUCUGUUGUACAAAGACCAGCACGUGACUACUCUGCAGAAACUGCUUAACCUCUGGUUAGAGGCUUCCCUCUCUGAGAGUUCCGAAGACAAUGAAAGUAAUACUUCACCACCUAAUAGAGGUAGUGAUGAUUCAUCGCCAAUGCUGACGUCCGAUCCUACAUCCGAUUCAUCAGACGCGGGCGCCAGCGGCAAAAGCAAUGGAGAACAAAAUUCGGUCAAUAACAGCUGGGAUAGUUCGUCAAGAAAUAACAGUGAUAACGGAAAACCGUCGUUUGAUUCGCAAAAAGAAAAUGAACUAGCCAACGAUUCAUCUGAAUCCAACGAAAAUAAUAUGUAUAUAGGCAAUUCUAAAGACAACCUAGAAGAGUCUAGCAGCAACGAUAACAAUCACAUCUCAAAUGAUCACUCAAACUCGCAUAAUAUGAAAAAUAACGAGAAGAAAACUAUUAUAUCAGAACCAUCUGAUUGCGGUUAUGGAACUCAGAUAGAAAACCGCGAAUCGAUAUCCACAUCCAGCAAUGAAGAUGAACUGCCUACCACAAAACCAGUACAUCAAAAGCCUCAUAACACCAAACAGAGGACCAACAACAAAGUUCGCGCUGGCGUAACGCUUCAGGACAGGAAGAGAAAGAAGAUCGUCAAACGAGGAAAAGCCAAUAUAAUUAACGUCCAAGGUCUACUACACAAUACGCCAACAGACGAUGACAUAUCAAAUGUUUUAAAGGAAUUUACAGUGGACUUCCUUCUAAAGGGCUAUAACUCGUUAGUUAGGACUCUUCAUACCCAGAUCCUCACUAAUGUGCAACUGGAGAUAGAUACUUCCCAUUUCUUUUGGCUCGUCACUUAUUUCCUUAAAUUCGCUACUCAAAUCGAAUUGGACUUAGAGCAUGUAUGUUCGGUACUGUCAUAUGAAAUAAUUCUCUAUUUAACUGCUGAAGGAGUCAACUUAUGCGAGCAAUUCGAGUUGGCCAUCAAGUUGGACGGAAGUGACUUAAAGCCGAGUAUAAGGAGGUUACAUUUGGUGGUGACAGCGAUUAGGGAAUUUGUUCAGGCCAUUGAAGUUUACAAGAAGUCUGCACAUCUCAGUAGCAACGAUCAGGAGAAGCUUCUGAAGCUUCAGAUGAAGAUGGCGCAGACAGAGGAACUGCGAUCACUGUUAGUGCUGCUCCUGAGACACUAUCAUCCGAAGUAUCAUUCAAAACAAUAUCUUCAGGAUUUAAUAGUGACAAAUCACAUAUUGUUGAUGUUCCUGGACAGUGUCAUGAAGUUACCUCAGUAUGAAGGACCCAACACUAUGGUGGAUCAUAUAAAGCAGUUCGCAUCACCAGAGAUAAUGCAUCAAUACGGUCUCCUGUUAGAGGACUAUGAAGGUAACGGUGGAUUCGUGAAUGACUGUAUCUUCACUCUGAUGCAUCAUGUUGGAGGAGAGCUGGGCAGUCUCAUAUCACUGUUCCAGCCGAAGAUUUUGAAGACAUUCACAUCCAUAUGGAAAUCUGAAUUCGAAAUAUGUGACGAUUGGUCUGAUCUGAUUGAAUACGUUAUAAAUACGUUUAUCAAAAAACCGUAUAAGUUACAAAACUAUUCAAACAUACAACUGGAAAUGGAGAUUUUCGACGACGACAUGAAGCCUAAAGAAAACCUUAUUGAUCCUGAACCUGCGCCGGAGAUAAUAUCCGUCAUGAAGAAAGUAAAUGAAAAUGAAAACAUUACUGAUGGCUGGAACGAAGAGGAGAUAUCUUCAUUGAAUUGGAACUACAUGCAAUGUAACACAGCGGUGGACGUGGUGGAAGAAAUCCUGAGGAUGUUGAAGGAGGACGGCAUCGUCAAGACGAGGGAGUCCAUCAUAAAGGAGCUCUACAGGCAACUGAUCAUCAACAAGGAGGAAUUCGAGGGAUUGUCUAAAGUAGACAGCGAUAAGAAUUCAAAGGCCAUACGAGAUAAGAGGGAGAAUGAAAUCGGUAAAUUGUGUGAACAAUUGAGGCAGGACGGGAAGUCGCUGUUCCUGGAUUGGGUCCAGGCUGUUCUGUUGGAGACGUGUUUCGCCAAAAUACACGUUAAUAAGAUCGAGGUGGACCGCGUGCGUCAGAGCAGCUACACCACGCAGGACGCUCACAGGCACGUGUUCGACACCAUGCUGAAGAGGAACACCGACAUGCCGGUCAUCUCGCCCGUGUCGUAUCACUCGCUGUUGUUAAAUCAAUCCGUUCCCCUGGUUCCGUGGAACAAUGAACAAGCGGCCGUCUGUAAGGACUUGAAGUUCCUGCAACUCGCACAUAAGCUGGGUUUCCAUAUGCCAGUGGACACGGGGAAAGUUUUAAUAAGAAUACCAAACUUUUGGACCCCUGAUUUCCUUUACGAAGUGGCUGAGAAAAUAUCACCUAUCAAUAAAUCCAAGCUGAGGUUUUCUCUCAGCGAUAUAAACGCCUGUGGUGGUGGGGGCGGGUGUCAGGCGCGCGGCGUCCUCUCCGAGCCGCCUCCUGGGACACACGACUACUUCCAAAUACACAAACAGAAACACGUCGCUACCAUCGUUAACUUCACGCCCAUGCCCGGACCAUCUUUUUCAACUACAGACGAGGACUAUAAACCCAACUGGUUGGAAAUGGUCCAAAAGUCACAGGAAUACAAAAUAACUUUGGAUUUAGGAAAAUCGAUAUUAACUGAGGAGGUAGUUGUAUCCAAGUCGUCGGUGGAGGCGCCCCCUGUGGCAGUGCUACCGCCGGCCUUAGUGCUACCGUCCGCCAUCAACAUGAAGCAGGACGGCAGCGGAUACGUCAAUAACGACUCGGAGUACAAUAGUGUGUGCGAAACGGCGUCAGUGGCUUCAGACCUGACCCGCAUGUACGUGUCUGAUGAGGACGACAAGCCCGAGCCGCUGAGACACGUGAAGCCCCGCGACCUCGCCCCCGACGACGCCUCCGCCGAGAAGAGACCCAGAGUACAGUUCACAGAACACUUCUAACUUUAAUAUAAUAUUAAUUAGAUUAUUUAUAAGUGUCCGAUCAGAUAACUACCAGUAUCACAAGUUAGCAGCGUCACACUACACACGAAGCGUUUUCAGUUUUACCUAAAUGUAACUUGUAUAUCAUGGGAAUGAAUUUUGAAGUGAAACUUCUUAUGCGCCUUCCAACGAGGUUGCGUUAACCGUUUAACUCUCCCGAGGGGGAGUAUAAAAAGAGAAAGAGAGAGGAAAUGCUUGGCCCCUGAACGCUUGCGGGAAAUCAAUUGUGACUUGUAAGUAAUAUUAAUAGAGUUUGUCUUAAGAACAUAAAAAAAUCCUUAAAAAUAAAUUUCUACCCCUUCCUAUUUUCAUACCAACAUGACGAAGUUUCACUUCUUCCGCGCGGAGAGAAUCCACGCACAGUUAUUAUUACUUUUUUUAAUUAUAAUCUUAAAAAACGUUUUUAUUUGACCAUGCAAACUUUUGGUAAGGACACAGAACUAUAUUGUCAUUAAUUUGCGUUAACCAUUAUUACUGAUGAUUUAUUGUUUUUGUUUCUGUAUAUAUUUUAUGUUAUCAAGUUUAAUUGAAAAAUUAUUUUUAAUUUCAUAAAUAUUUCGUAGCCCAAAUAUGUAUGUACAAACUUGCAAGCUGUUAGGUGUUAAGAUAAUUUACAUAUAUUCUGUUUUGUUUUUACUUGAUCAAUUAAUAAAAUUAUUAUUUAACCAUCGAGUUCGCAUUAAUAGUCUCACAGACAAAAAACAAUCAUUUUUAUAGAAGCUCUUCACCCCGAUCUUUUUAAUAUUAUUUAAUGACUACUGUGUUUUAAAUGGUCUGUCUUGUAUUCUACGGUUGACAUUAAACAUCAUAAGUACCUUUGAUUUCAGAUUUUUUUAUGAAAUCUCGAGAGAAUAGAAUAGUAAUGGAAGCACCUUUUUAGUGGUCCCUCAUAGCAUUAAUGUUAUAUUAUACUGUGAUAGGAUAAUAGAGUUUGAAUUUAUUAAUAAGACUAUGAUUUAGCAUUAAAUAUUUUUUUUUAUCUGUA
Messenger RNA from Danaus plexippus (monarch butterfly), 4978 nucleotides. It is a transcript of the gene tim, whose product is annotated as protein timeless. Bases 322 to 3954 code for a protein of 1210 amino acids. The transcript is spliced from 17 exons. NCBI's taxonomy places the organism in Eukaryota, Metazoa, Arthropoda, Insecta, Lepidoptera, Nymphalidae. Gene Ontology annotation, biological process: DNA replication checkpoint signaling; replication fork arrest; DNA repair. Gene Ontology annotation, molecular function: DNA binding. The record is from RefSeq and is a predicted model, not a curated record. Gene Ontology annotation, cellular component: replication fork protection complex.